AUGGCCAAUUCUUCUCCUCAAAGUCCCAUUACCGAAUCAAAGCCUAUUCUUAACUUAUCUGAUGAUUUCAAUUUCCAUACUUAUAUAGAUGCUGCUCCUUCAUCUGUUAUGAGUAAACAAAAGUGGUGCCCUCAAAAUCUCGGUCAAGGUUCCGUUUCACAAGAUGAUAAAUCUUGUGAUUCCGACGCUGAACUCCGUCUUCCUUAUCAAUACCCUGUGCUGUAUGAAAAUAAAAACACACUAAAUCCUUCAAGUCUUAGUAUCAAUGAGACAACAUAUAUUCGUGAUCAAGCCCCUUCAAAUUCUUCUUCAAUAUCUACAAGCUAUGAUUCUCCCCCACAUGCUUUUCAAAUGAACGCUGAUCAAGAUCAAUUAUUAUCUGCUGUUCAAUCCCCAUUAAUGUCUUAUCCUCCCACUCCUAUUGAUGUCACUGAUUCUUCAACUUUCUUACGUUCUACAACGUCUUCACCUUCAAAUUCAAGGGAAUUUUCUUCCUUCAUUCCAGUUUUGGACAAUCAGUCUUCAAUUUUGACUUCCUCUCCACCAUCAUCUACGACUGUUCUUACUAAUUUAAAUAAUAGGCAACAAAAUUCUUCUAUUAUAACUAAAUCAAAUGAUACGAAACCUUCAUUGAAUAAUUAUACUUCUCUUAAUAUUUCGGACUAUUAUGUAUCUCGACCGAAUGGUCCUGUAAGAUCUCAAACGACGCCACCUUCUUCAUCUACUUCUCAAUCUGAUCAACGUCGUCGACGUUCAUUAACCACAAAUCUUAAUUUAAAUGAUUCUGAUACAAAUCCUUCUCAACAAAAUUCUUAUGUAUCAAGAUCAUCUCCAAAUGUUAACGAUGAUAAAUCUAAUAAUCAACGUGGUUCACCAGUUGGUUCGGAUCAGGAUUUUUCUCAACCUGGUACUUCAACUACUGUAGUUCCUCGUGAUCAACAUAGACAAUUACCUUCUUCUACUGUUGAUCCUAAUUUGUUAGUUGGGAUGACCGAUUUUAUAUCAACGAAUAAUAAUUAUUUACAAGGAAAUCCUACUUCUUCGAUUGAUUCUCUCCAAAGAUCGUCUUCGGACUCUAAGAAUUAUAUGACUGUUCGAGCGAAUCCAUCUUCAAAUGAUCCACGUGGUCCUUGUACGCCCGGAUCAUUUCAAAAAUCAUCUUCCUCGACAGAUAAUACUAUUAUUGGUUCAUAUUUACCUCCUGUUGCUACCUCGCCCUAUUCAACCGACGGUUAUCACAUGGUAGGGUUAGUAUCUUCCGGUUCGACAAAUUCUGGAUUAGUCUCAUCUUUCGUAAGAAUCCGUCCAAAAACUGUUAAUGGCAUGGUCGCAAUGUCUGACGUUUACGCAGAUCCUACUUUAACUUCCUCUGAUGGCUUUUCACAAGGAAAAAAAUUUUCUUCAAAGAAACGUGCUAUGUCGACAGAUACAAGGUCGUGCAAACGCCGUGUUUCAAAGUCAUUAGAAACUUCCAAUAUUUCAUCAGUUACCGUCUUGGCAUCUGAUGUGUCUUUGAUUACUGAAACAAGUGGCGGGUUAAGUUCAGAUGACGUAGACAAUCAUCCAUAUCGGUGUCCUGUGCCCGAUUGCACAAAGGCAUAUAAAAAUGCUAACGGCCUAAAUGAUGGCGCUCGACAAAAACCCUGGCCAUGCCGCGUAGAAAAUUGUCACAAAACAUAUGGUAGUAAGGGGGGUCUUAUUUAUCAUGUCAACCGCAACCAUCCAAAUGACUUAUGGGCUUUACCCUAA
Messenger RNA from Racocetra fulgida, 1749 nucleotides. Lineage: Eukaryota; Fungi; Glomeromycota; Glomeromycetes; Diversisporales; Gigasporaceae. The record is from the annotation of a GenBank genome assembly.